CCCGCCGCGCGUUUUGUCCCGCGUCUCGCCCCGUCCGCCGCCUGACCGGCCGUCUCGUCCUUCCUCCCGCUCUCCCUCGGCUCGCUCGCGUCUCAAGAUGCCCUCGGCCACCAGCCACGGCGGGAGCGGCAGCAGGUCGUCCGGGCCGCCCCCCGCGGCGGGCUCCUCCGGCGGCGAGGCGGGGGCCGGGGCCGGGGCCGCGGCGCCGGCCGCCCAGCACCCCGCGAGCGGCACGGGCGCCGUGCAGACGGAGGCCAUGAAGCAGAUCCUCGGCGUGAUCGACAAGAAGCUCCGGAAUCUGGAGAAGAAGAAGGGCAAGCUCGAUGAUUACCAAGAGCGAAUGAACAAAGGAGAAAGGCUUAAUCAGGAUCAGCUGGAUGCUGUGUCUAAGUACCAGGAAGUCACAAAUAACUUGGAGUUUGCGAAAGAAUUGCAGAGGAGUUUCAUGGCGUUGAGUCAGGAUAUUCAGAAAACAAUAAAGAAGACGGCACGUCGGGAGCAGCUUAUGAGAGAAGAAGCUGAACAGAAACGUUUAAAAACUGUACUUGAGCUGCAGUAUGUUUUGGACAAAUUGGGAGAUGAAGAAGUGCGAACUGACCUGAAACAAGGUUUGAAUGGAGUGCCAAUACUCUCUGAAGAAGAGUUGUCGCUGUUGGAUGAGUUCUACAAGUUAGCAGACCCUGUACGGGACAUGAGCUUGAGGUUGAAUGAGCAGUAUGAGCAUGCCUCCAUUCACCUGUGGGACUUGCUGGAAGGGAAGGAAAAAUCUGUCUGUGGAACAACCUAUAAAGCUCUGAGGGAAAUUGUUGAGCGUGUUUUCCAGUCCAACUACUUUGACAGCACCCACAACCACCAGAAUGGGCUCUGUGAGGAGGAAGAGGCUACCUCAGCUCCAACAGCUGAAGACCAGGGAGCUGAAGCUGAACCUGAGCCAGCAGAAGAAUACACUGAACAAAGUGAAGUUGAAUCAACAGAGUAUGUAAAUAGACAGUUUAUGGCAGAAGCGCAGUUCAGUGGUGAGAAGGAGCAGGUGGAUGAGUGGACAGUCGAGACGGUCGAGGUGGUAAAUUCACUCCAGCAGCAACCUCAGGCUGCAUCUCCUUCAGUACCGGAGCCCCACUCUUUGACUCCAGUGGCUCAGGCAGAUCCCCUUGUGAGAAGACAGCGAGUACAGGACCUUAUGGCGCAAAUGCAGGGGCCCUAUAAUUUCAUACAGGAUUCAAUGCUGGAUUUUGAAAACCAGACACUUGAUCCUGCCAUUGUAUCUGCACAGCCUAUGAAUCCAGCACAGAAUAUGGACAUGCCCCAGCUGGUUUGCCCUCCAGUUCAUGCUGAAUCUAGACUUGCUCAACCUAAUCAAGUUCCUGUACAACCAGAAGCUACACAGGUUCCUUUGGUUUCAUCCACAAGUGAGGGGUAUACAGCAUCUCAGCCCUUGUACCAGCCUUCUCAUGCUACAGAGCAACGACCGCAAAAGGAACCGACUGACCAGAUCCAGGCAACAAUCUCUUUAAAUACAGACCAGACUACAGCAUCAUCAUCCCUUCCUGCUGCUUCUCAGCCUCCGGUGUUCCAGGCUGGGACAAGCAAACCUUUACACAGCAGUGGGAUCAAUGUAAAUGCAGCGCCAUUCCAGUCCAUGCAAACGGUGUUCAACAUGAAUGCCCCGGUUCCUCCUGUUAAUGAACCAGAAACUUUAAAACAGCAAAAUCAGUACCAGGCCAGCUAUAACCAGAGCUUUUCCAGUCCGCCUCACCAAGUAGAGCAGACAGAGCUUCCGCAAGAGCAGCUUCAGACGGUGGUUGGUACUUACCAUGCUUCCCAAGACCAGCCCCAUCAAGUGACCGGUAACCACCAGCAGCCUCCCCAGCAGAACACUGGGUUUCCACGUAGCAGUCAGCCCUAUUACAACAGUCGUGGUGUGUCUCGUGGAGGCUCCCGUGGUGCUAGAGGCUUGAUGAAUGGAUACAGGGGCCCUGCCAAUGGAUUCAGAGGAGGAUAUGAUGGUUACCGCCCUUCGUUCUCUAACACUCCAAACAGCGGUUACACACAGUCUCAGUUCAGUGCUCCCCGGGACUACUCUGGCUAUCAGCGGGAUGGAUAUCAGCAGAAUUUCAAGCGAGGCUCUGGGCAGAGUGGACCCCGGGGAGCCCCACGAGGUCGUGGAGGGCCCCCAAGACCCAACAGAGGGAUGCCGCAAAUGAACACUCAGCAAGUGAAUUAAUCUGAUUCACAGGAUUAUCUUUAAUCGCCAAAACACACUGGCCAGUGUACCAUAAUAUGUUACCAGAAGAGUUAUUAUCUAUUUGUUCUCCCUUUCAGGAAACUUAUUGUAAAGGGACUGUUUUCAUCCCAUAAAGACAGGACUACAGUUGUCAGCUUUAUAUUACCUGGAUAUGGAAGGAAACUAUUUUUACUCUGCAUGUUCUGUCCUAAGCGUCAUCUUGAGCCUUGCACAUGAUACUCAGAUUCCUUUCCCUUGCUUAGGAGUAAAACAUAAUAUACUUUAUGGGGUGAUAAUAUCUCCAUAGUUAUUUGAAGUGGCUUGGAAAAAGCAAGAUUGACUUUUGACAUUGGAUAAAAUCUACAAAUCAGCCCUAGAGUUUCAUGGUCAUUCACAAAACUAAAAUAUUUCCCUUGAAAGGAAGAUGGAAGGACUGGAGUGUGGUUUGGCAGAACAACUGCAUUUCACAGCUUUUCCUAUUAAAUUGGAGCACUGAAUGUUAAAUGCAUACCAAAUUAUGCAUGGGCCCUUAAUCACACAUACAUGGCUACCAGCUUUGACACAGCACUAUUCAUCCUCUGGCCAAACGACUGUGGUUAAAAACACGUGUAAAUUGCUUUUUAACAGCUGAUACUGUAAAAGACAAAGCUAAAAUGCAAAAUUAGGCUUUCAUUGGCACUUUUCGAAAAAUAUGCAACAAAUUUGGGAUGUAAUCUGGAUGGCCACUUCUGUACUUAAUGUGAAGUAUUUAGAUACCUUUUUGAACACUUAACAGUUUCUUCGACAAUGACUUUUGUAAGGAUUGGUAGUAUAUAUCAUUCCUUAUGACAUACAUUGUCUGUUGCUAAUCCUUGGAUCUUGCUGUAUUGUCACCUAAAUUGGUACAGGUACUGAUGAAAAUCUCUCAUGGAUAAACCUAACACUCUUCGUCACAUGUUUUUCCUGCAGCCUGAAGGUUUUUAAAAGGAAAAGAUAUCAAAUGCCUGCUGCUACCACCCUUUUAAAUUGCUAUCUUUUGAAAAGCACCAGUAUGUGUUUUUAGAUUGAUUUCCCUAUUUUAGGGAAAUGACAGUCAGUAGUUUCAGUUCUGAUGGUAUAAGCAAAGCAAAUAAAACGUGUUUAUAAAAGUUGUAUCUUGAAACACUGGUGUUCAACAGCUAGCAGCUUCUGUGGUUCACCCCCUGCCUUGUUAGUGUUACCCAUUUAUGGUUAUCUCCAGCAGCAAUUUCUCUAGUACUUGCACUUACCUUUUGUCUAACUCUAAUUGAAUUCUCCCUCUAUCCUGGAGGCAUUUGUAUUCAAAGUGGUGAUUCCUUCCCUCAGAUGCGCAGGGAGAGCCACAGGUUGGAUGCAGAUGGAGAGUUGAGGAAUUCAUGUACUAUGUUGAAAUUUGUGCUAGCAGUUUGAGCACUAGUUCUCUGUGCCUACGAACUUAAUGCUGCUUGUCGUAUCCCACUUUGAAUUCAUGGAGAAUUAAUUCCACCUAUUAAGCAAAGGCUAGUAAGUUAAUUGUAUAUUCUGUGCAGAAAUUGAAUUUUGUUUUCUGUCUUUAGCUAAGGAACUUUUCCAGUAGGUGCUCAGCUACUUAAAAAACAAAACUGUUAUCAAACAUUGAUGGUCAGACAACUGGAGUUUUGCUGGUUUUGUAACCUACUAAAAUGGAUAGGCUGUUGAACAUUCCACAUCCAAAAGUUUUGUAGGGUGGUGGGGAAGGGAGGGAUGGGAUCCUCAAUGUUUCUUUUAAAAUAAAGGAAGUUCUUGACUUUUCUCAUGUGUGGUUGUGGUACAUCGUUUUGGAAGGGUUAUCUGUUUACUUUGCAAAUGAGUAUUCUUUUCUAGCACCUCCCCUUGUGUGCUUUAAAUGAGAUCUGCCUGGGAUGUACCACAACCAUAUGUUAGCUGUUUUUAGGGGAUAGGUAAAAGAUUCGUGUUUUACUGGGUAAUCCCUAGAGGAUGUAUGCUUGCAGUUCGAUAUAUAAAACUAAAUUUGCUAUCUGUGUAGAAAAUAAUUUCAUGAUAUUUAAAAUCAAAAUUGAAGUAAAUAAGUUCUUUCUACAGUGAUCUCUAUGAAUCAGUUCAGCGAGGGGAGGGGGAGAAACGCUUUCUAGGUUCCAACUUCCAUGCAUCAGUGCAGAAGUGAGUGUAAAAGUGUUAGUGCUUUGAUUAUAUCUUGAUGUGUUUUUAAAAGAAUAGUUUGGUUUUUUUUGAAAUACUACAAUUUUUUUUGGCAGUCUACCAUUGUAAUCUAAAUGUAAAGCUUUUAUGCCUCAAUUCAGACUAUAUUUUUUAAAGGAGUGCCUCACUAUGGGGCAGAGAACUUUUUGAAACGUCUCAUUAAGAUCUGAGUCUUGGUACGAAGUGUUUUGUAUAAUAUGUGAAUACUUGUUCUACCUGCAGAAGGCUUUUUGUUUGGUACGUUGUAUAUUUUAGCACAGUUGCAAGAAAAUGAUUGUCACACGUGUCAUUGUAGCUUCUGGGUAUAGCAAGACUCCACAUAUAAAGUACUUUUGUAAAUGCACAAUAUCAGUCAUCUCACGUGGAUAAUGAGACUUCUAUUUUAAAGCUUUAAGGUAGGAUAUCAUUGAUUACCUUGGUUAGGGCAAGUUGUGUUUCCAGAUUCAAAUAUCCCUAAAGAAUGUGGAAUAGUUUUUCUGAUCAUUGUAUCUUGAUAUUAAAACAAAUAUCCUUUAAGUAUUUUUAAUCAGUUAGCUUCUACAGUUCUUUUGUCUCCUAUAUAUGCAACUCUGUUAUGUGGGAGACUUUUCCACUUAGAGGAGACAUGGGAAUGUGUGUUUAUUCUCCGUAGGCUCAUUAACUGAGGUGCUCUGUUGACAACCAAUUCAUAAAAUGUCGAAGGUAGUUGUAGUCAGCCUCCUCAAGUGUCUUAGGAAAUUGGUGGUGUUCAUUGUAUUUUCAAUAAUAUAUCUAACGGGGCAAUGGGAUGCAGGUAAGCACUGAGUUCAAACCCUUUAUUUCAUCUUUAAGCUCCUGAAUCCCCAUCCCAGUUGAGUUCUUGCUAAGCCCUGUACAUUUUAUUGAUGGUCGGUUAUAUUUAAAAGACUCAGUGUUGCCCUUGAUCCUUUCCCUUCUCUAAAGAGUUGACAGGGAGGGAAAAUGAAAGUAAAUUAAGGCACGUCUCUAUACUUUUUCCCAUUUUGAAGUCUACAGAAAUACUGGAAAAGACUAGUGGAUGUUUUAAAUUACAUUAGAUUAAAUCAUAUUAAAACCUGA
Equus caballus (horse) is the source of this 5455-nucleotide messenger RNA. RefSeq names its product cell cycle associated protein 1 (gene CAPRIN1). Lineage: Eukaryota; Metazoa; Chordata; Mammalia; Perissodactyla; Equidae. Gene Ontology annotation, cellular component: cytoplasm. The record is from RefSeq and is a predicted model, not a curated record. Gene Ontology annotation, molecular function: RNA binding.